UAUAGCUUCUUUCCAAUGGGGACUUGGCACCAUUUCAAUGAAAGUGCAUGUGAUAAGCUUGGAUGCCAGUUCAGGGAGGAUUUCUGUGGUGACAGAGGAGGUGGCCACCACCCUGGGCUCCUUUGUUCUGUCUCACUUUUUUUUUUUUGCCAGGAGCCAUUUUAGAUCGCAGCUGUAUGUGGCUGGAUCAAGGAAUUACCCAAGAUGCAAUCCACGGACCACAUGAAGCUCAAGAAGAAGUAUGACCAAAGUGUGGAUGCUUUACUCCUUCUUAAAAGGGGGAACAAAAAUAUCCAUAGGAGGGGAUAUGGAGGCAAUGUUUAGAGCAGAGAUUGAAGGAAGGCCAUUUCUCACACAAACGCAGGAGGCCACGGCUGGUUUUUGUUUGUUUGUUUUGUUCUCCAUCCCAUUUUUUCUUCUACCAGAUUCAUUUCUACAUCCCCCACCAUUUAUAACAGCUCAGUUAUACAACUGUGGUUUUAGAAGCUCUUGAUUAGUUUUGUCUGACUUUUGGGUAUACUUUUGUAUUUGUUAAAGAGAGUGGGUGAGCUUCGUGGUUUUGAGAAUUUGUGUUUUGCAGAGCCUCCCAGAGUGUGAGAAAUUGCCUAGUUCCUGUCUGACUCCUUCUAUGGUUCUUAUUCAUAAUCCAUGUUGUCUUGGCAUUAACUACCACCAACCCAGAGGCCUCUAGGCUAGCAAAAGAGAUAGGGUUAAGUGCUUGUAUGGUUACCCUUCUCAUCUGGUAAAAUUUGUGGGAGACUCAGGCAUGACUCUGGAGCACACUGGGGUGCUGAGUGAAUACAUGGCUGCAGAUAGGGCAAGCAAUGUAGGUCCCCAAGAUGUAACUCAUCUUAUCAUGCCCAGUCUAAAGCAGGUCAUUUAGUGUCACCGAGCACUAAGUCAGUUAAAGGUUCUUGUCAGUAUGCACUACUUCAGACAUGGUUCUGAAGGUCAAACAAAUGAAAACACCAGUAAGUUGUAGUGUGUCCCUUCAUAUUUCAAAGAGUCUGGGGCUCCAGCAUAAGCAGAUGUCUCAAGUGGAGAGAUUGUAAUUGUCAGAACAAUUGAGAAGAUGAUUUUCUCUAUAUUCUACAAGGAGAAAAUGUGCUGAUAGCCAUGACUAUUCUCCCUUGGUGCUGUCAGCAAUUUCUCUUCAAGUAGUGUGAAAAUGAUCUCUUAUCCUUGGAGUCCCAAAGGAACAUGUGUUGGAGGUUUGGUUACCAGUUUGUGACACUUCUGGAAAAUGGUACAGGUUUUAUAGGAAGUGGGGCCGAGAGGAAGGAAUGUAGUCCACUUGGGGAGUUAACCUUGCAAGGCGUGUUUAGACCCUAACACCUUCCUCUCUCCCUUUGUUUCCUGUCAGUGAUGUGAUGAACAGACUUCAUUUAACAUGCUUCCAUAAUUCUCUCUCCCACUACAGCCAGACCCAGCACAUGACAAGUGACCCAUGACCCAUGAAACCACCAAGCAAAGUGAACUAUUCUUCGAGUUGAUUUAUUUCUGGCAUCUCAUCACAGAAAUGAACCGCUCACAAAGAAGUGGUCAGAACAUGCAAUCUCAUACUGUAGUCAAGAAACAUAGGUCUGGAGGGUGAAGGCAGACAGUGUCUCUGCUGAGCCUUGGAGAGCCCGGGGCGCAUUCCUUGACUCUUCCUUCUCAGUUUUGAUUGAAGACCUGACCGGAAGCAACUUAAAACAGGGAGCUGAAGCAGCAUGAUAGUUGUGUACUGCUGGGGUUCCUCUCAUCUCAAGGCAUCAGGAUGCAGGACAGGAUCUUCUACUAAUCCCUUUCUUGCAGAUAGAUUUCACCUCUUAAAGGUUGCACAAUUGCCUCAAAUAGCUCACCAGGAGGGGGACGAGUGCUCAAGCAGCAGCCCGUGAGGGAUGCCACAGGCAAAGGUCACACUGAAUUUGAUUACUUUUUACCAUCGUGAUACCACAGUCCCACUUAGAUAGAUAGCUUUUGAUCUCUAUUCAAGUCCCGGGGUACUUUCUUUUCCAUCCCCUGUCUUUGCUUUCCCUGACUAUAGAACAGCCAGAAUCCAGUUCCCCACAAUGCUUUUCCCUGUUUGGUUGUGCCUUCCUUUCAUCCUCAGUGCUGCCCUCUGUGCUAAGAAUAAAACAGGUUGAUAUGAACCCAGAGAUGGGAUGUGAUUGGUAGACACGAGACUACAGAAGUCUCUUGGAAGAGGCUGCAUUUAAACUGCAAAGUAACUGAUGACCAGGAGCGGCAUGGCAGAAUCAGCUCAAAGUGGAACUAUGUCUUCGUGGAAGCCACACGACGAUGGAAGUCAAGCAAUCGGGAUUGGGAUAUCGGAAGUCACCAGUAAGCAAUGGCUUCGGUUUUCCUUCUCUUUUGGAUGGCCACCACCACAUAGGGCCUGAAUGUCCUGCUGUUUUCCAAGGACAGAAAGAAGACUCUGUACCUGUCUGUUUGGAGAGCAGUCUUGUAGGAGAGCCAUCGAAUGGGCCGCGGAUUCAGCACAUUUCCAUGUGAAUGGGACCAGUUUCUGUUCUUCCCAAACCUCAGAGCAUAAGCACUUGGGAAGGAGAUUUGGCCAAGAUGACACAUUUGCAGGCCGGGCUCAGUCCAGACACGAUAGAGAAAGCUCGCCUGGAACUGAAUGAAAACCCAGAUGUUUUACAUCAGGACAUUCAACAGGUCAGAGACAUGAUCAUCACCAGGCCAGACAUUGGAUUUUUACGUACAGAUGAUGCCUUCAUCCUGCGGUUUCUCCGAGCCAGGAAGUUUCACCAAGCCGAUGCCUUCAGACUCCUGGCCCAGUAUUUUCAGUACCGCCAGCUAAACCUGGACAUGUUCAAAAACUUUAAGGCAGACGAUCCCGGGAUUAAGAGGGCUUUGAUCGAUGGAUUCCCCGGAGUGUUGGAAAAUCGUGACCACUACGGCAGGAAGAUUCUCCUGCUGUUUGCUGCCAAUUGGGAUCAGAGUAGGAACUCCUUCACAGACAUCCUUCGCGCCAUUCUCCUGUCCUUGGAAGUCCUUAUCGAAGAUCCUGAGCUCCAGAUAAAUGGUUUCAUUUUAAUUAUAGACUGGAGUAAUUUUUCCUUCAAACAAGCCUCCAAGCUGACACCGUCGAUCCUGAAACUGGCCAUUGAAGGGCUGCAGGACAGCUUUCCUGCUCGCUUUGGAGGAGUCCAUUUUGUCAACCAGCCCUGGUACAUCCAUGCCCUGUACACGCUCAUCAAGCCAUUCCUCAAAGACAAGACAAGAAAACGGAUUUUCCUACAUGGGAACAACUUGAACAGCCUUCACCAGCUAAUACACCCUGAGUUUCUGCCCUCUGAAUUUGGAGGAACUCUUCCUCCUUAUGACAUGGGGACUUGGGCCCGGACAUUACUUGGCCCUGACUACAGCGAUGAAAAUGACUAUACCCACACUUCCUACAAUGCCAUGUAUGUGAAACACACCUGCUCCAACCUGGAGAGAGAGUGCUCGCCCAAGCCCAUGAAAAGAUCUCAGUCCGUGGUAGAAGCUGGGACCUUGAAACAUGAAGAGAAGGGGGAAAACGAGAACACCCAGCCACUGCUGGCUCUGGACUGAGCCAGCAUCAUGCGACUCCUCCAGUGGAGCAGCCACCUAGCAAGCCUGUGCCACUGACCUCCAGACAUGUGUGCUCUGCUUGAUAUGACGUCCUCCAUUCCAGGCCCAGCCAUGACUGUCAGCAGCCAUUGGUCUGGGCAGCCCACACUGGACAAGGAUCUGAGAGAUGCUUUUAAAAUGUAACUAAUUAAUUUAUGUUUUAGUGAGGGAUGGUGGGGGGAUGAAGAAAGGCAUUUAUGUAAAAAGGAUUCUCCCUCCCCUCCUAUUUAUGGCAGCAAAUCUACUUAAAAAGGGGGGGGGGAACCUAAAUUAGCCGCAUAUACAUCGCUCUAAGGAUUCACACAGGAACUCUCUCCAGGCUUUGCGAAGUAAGAUGAAUGCAUUCCCAAAUAAAUACAACAGAGUUAAACUGUGCAGACGUUGUCAGUCAGCAAGCUUAAAGUAGUCCCGAACCCCAGGCAACUGUAGCUACUAUAAUUUCCAGUUGUACUGACUUAUUUUCUGACCUCAUCACCAGCAUCUAAGUGUGCUCAGCCUAAGGGCGUGAUCUCGCAGGUCUGGCUAUUCACAACGUUUUUAAUUUACAUAUCUAUCCCGCAAGAAUGAUUUUGACAUCAUGGUGUUUGUCAGGACUUCAGCUGACUUCAUGAACCGUGUUUUUUUUUUUUUUUUUAAGAAGACACGGGGCAGUGUGAAAAGAAUGACUGCUUCAUCAUAACAAAGUGAUUUCCUGUAGGCAUGGCUACAGAGAGGAGGCAACUCAUUGUGUCAUUGUGACUGAUGAGUCCAUUUAAGUUAGUUCUUGGGUUACUAUGGCCAAAAAAAAAAAAAAAAAAAAAAAGUGCUAGCAAAUAAGUCACUUUGUCCCAACCCUCCCAUUACCUGUGGAGAAAGGCUCUGAGGGGGCAGGGAGUCAAAUCUCACAGGAAGACACUUAAGGAUGGCUCAGCAUGUAAGUACCAAGCUAAAGAGGACCAAGAAUGCAAGAUGAAAUGCCAAAGACAACCUAUUUCCUUAUCCAUUCUCCUGAGAAAUGGACCCCAGUCCCCACUCAAAGGAAGUCGGAAAACAUCAUAGGGUAGGAUAUUUUAUCUGUGUCAUGUUUCCCAAGGCCAGUUGAGUAUACGUAGGUAUCUUAUUCCCUAGCCAACUCUCUGACAAAGACAACACUUACUAAUAUGACCAGAGUGCUUAAUGUCAAAAAUUUUAAUUAAUAACACUUAUUAAAAUACUUUACAUUUUAAGCAUUUGGUAGGUUGACUUACACCCUAAACAUCCUAAAGAAAACAGGAAACCAAUUCUACUUACUUCCAUCCAUAAACACGCAAACAACAUUGCUAAUUGUGACCACUUCCUUCUCUUCGUUUCUCUUCUCUUAUUCCUGCCCUUUGCUCUCUUCCUGUCUCCCUUCCUCUAUUCCCGCCUCUUCCUCUCUGUCUCUUUCCCUGUUCCUUCCUACCCUUCUCCUCCUCACCCCUUCUCUUUUUCCUUUGUCUUUCUUUCUCUGUCUCCCUGUUCCUCUGUCUUCCCUGUAUCCCUCCAGUGCUGAAGAUCAAACCCAGGACCUUGUCCUGUCAGGCAAGUGUUCUACCCCUGAGCCCCGAGCUACAGCCUAGAUUUAUACUCCUUUGUUGAUCUACUGUUUUAUCAUUUUUUUUCUACUGGCAGAGAAUAGUAACAGAAGCUAUUUUUAUGUUCCAACCUUGAAGAAGUAAAAUCGAAACAGAAUUUAAAGUAUUUCCCAAACAAUGGCAUCAUAGUAUAUAAAAUACACCAAUUCACUUUGUAUAGACCUUUUGAAUCAUAAAAUAAGAACCUUCAAAAAUAUCUACCAAGACAUGGAUGGAAAUUCUUUUCUUAUGACACAAGAGAAAGGAAAAAUUAAAGUGAAUUGGAAAAUUGUUUAUUGCUUGUGUUUAUAAGAUAAACGUGGGAUCCAAGUACUCAAAAUGCUGUUGGAGUCAGUUACUGCCAACACUUGUAAUAGUAAUGGUACUUCUGGCUUUUCACAAGGCAAUAUUUAGAAUCCUGCUGUAAUGACCAUAUUUUAAAAAACAUGUUAUAAUUACUAAGUUAAAAGCUAAUUUUCACUCAUUUCUACCAUUUUAUUACAUGAAUGUAAGGUGAUAGUUUAACAAUGAGAACAUAUGGUUUGCAUUUCGUUAUGUGUAUGUAAUAUAUAGGAGAACCAAACCCAGCAGGUAACCAAGGGUUACUUCAUGAACACUGGAUUGAAUUGCCUUUUGUCAGUGAGUUCCUCUGUUUAAUAAAUAUUGAAGAACACAAAUAA
This is a messenger RNA of Rattus norvegicus (Norway rat), 5851 nucleotides long. Lineage: Eukaryota; Metazoa; Chordata; Mammalia; Rodentia; Muridae. The record is from RefSeq and is a predicted model, not a curated record.